CGCCAGUGGGGUCCUUUCAACCACGGGAAGCUAGCCACGACCGGAUGAAAAUAGGGAAGAUUGUGUGACCCGCGGGCGGGCCUGAACACAGUAUUCAUACCGGAGCCGGGGGCGUUGCCCGGUGGACUUUGGCAGACUAAGCAGUUAGUUUUAUCUACGAGGACGUUUACCUUUGCAAGUAAAUAGAUAACCUCAACACAAGUUUCUGUUUUCUGGUUGCCCUCCUGAUUUGGGUUUAACACUUGGUUAAUUCAUUCUAAUCGGCAUCUGGGUACGAACUGUUCGGAUAACUUUCUAGUGAAGGAACACUGGCAGAAUUGUGUCUGUUUGAAAUUUUGUUUUUGGGAAGAGUCUGGAUAAUCUUAUUGAAGGAUGCAUGUGGUGUUUGAUUUAUUUCCAUACUUUCGGAUCUUUCUUAAGAGAGAUGAAUGAUCAGAACCCAGUACAGGGAAUUUUUUUAUAAAUCAAACUUUGGACACCAACUUUGGAUUCAGGGUCAGUGUAUCGUGUUGAGUGAUUUAUGCACUGUCUUCCAAAAUGGGAAAGGUUUUGUCCAAAAUAUUUGGUAACAAGGAAAUGCGGAUAUUAAUGUUGGGACUUGAUGCCGCUGGUAAGACUACAAUUCUAUAUAAAUUAAAACUGGGCCAGUCUGUCACUACAAUUCCCACUGUAGGCUUCAACGUGGAGACCGUCACUUACAAGAAUGUCAAGUUUAACGUUUGGGAUGUUGGGGGACAAGACAAAAUCCGGCCCCUUUGGCGGCACUAUUACACUGGCACACAGGGGCUUAUCUUUGUCGUGGACUGUGCUGACAGGGACCGAAUCGAUGAAGCAAGGCAGGAGCUACAUCGCAUCAUUAACGACAGAGAGAUGAGGGACGCCAUCAUUUUGAUUUUUGCCAACAAACAAGACCUCCCGGAUGCCAUGAAGCCCCAUGAGAUUCAAGAGAAAUUAGGCCUUACCAGAAUCAGGGAUAGAAACUGGUAUGUGCAGCCUUCCUGUGCGACAUCAGGGGACGGACUAUAUGAAGGACUUACGUGGCUAACAUCCAAUUAUAAAUCUUAAUAAAGACUUUUAGCACAACAAAUUUAAAAUAAUUUUGUCUCCUGGAAUAUAUUAAAGGAAGUAAGGAUUUAUAUUGGAUUAGAAUGAGCCAAACUUAUUUUUAAUUUGGAUAAUUGGCUGCCUAGUUUGGUUUGCUUUAGAAUGCUCUGGAUUAACAUAUCUUCUAAUAUUUUGUUAACUUUAAAACGCGUUUUUUUUUCUUAGCUGCAUUAUUAUUUUAAUUGGAAAAUUCACAUUUUAUGCUUUCUGUUACCAUGUCAGCGAUUUGUUUCUUCUUAUUGCUUGUUGUAGUUACCCACCUUCCAUUCAAAGUAUGUUGUCCCAGCUUAAUUUCAUCUAGUAAAAUUUCAAAUGAUGGUUCCACA
Protopterus annectens (West African lungfish) is the source of this 1430-nucleotide messenger RNA. RefSeq names its product ADP ribosylation factor 6 (gene ARF6). Lineage: Eukaryota; Metazoa; Chordata; Ceratodontiformes; Protopteridae. The record is from RefSeq and is a predicted model, not a curated record. Gene Ontology annotation, biological process: intracellular protein transport; vesicle-mediated transport. The coding region runs from base 538 to 1065 and encodes 175 amino acids. Gene Ontology annotation, molecular function: GTPase activity; GTP binding. Gene Ontology annotation, cellular component: cytoplasm. The transcript has a single exon.